UACUUUGGCUGUUAAUAUUGCUUCUGCUACAAAGGAUACUGCUUUUGUUUUCAAUUGUCAGAUGGGUAGGGGCAGGACAACCACUGGUACUGUCAUAGCUUGCCUUGUGAAACUUCGAAUUGAUUAUGGUAGGCCCAUUAAAAUACUGGGUGAUGUGACCCGUGAAGAAUCAGAUGGUGGUUUUUCAAGUGGAGAUGAAGCCACGGGUUAUGUCACUGUGUUAACCUCCAAUACUUCGCAAAUUGAGACAGAUGAGAAACAAAAUCGUGUUUUUGGUAUAAACGACAUCCUCUUGUUAUGGAAGAUAACGACAUUAUUUGAUAAUGGUGUUGAAUGCCGAGAGGCCUUAGAUGCUAUUAUUGAUAGAUGUUCUGCACUUCAAAACAUUCGUCAAGCAGUCCUGCAAUAUAGAAAAGUAUUCAAUCAACAGCAUGUUGAGCCUAGGGUUAGGAGGGUGGCAUUAAACCGUGGUGCUGAAUACUUGGAGCGGUACUUCCGUCUAAUUGCUUUUGCAGCAUAUCUUGGAAGCGAAGCAUUUGAUGGGUUUUGUGGACAAGGAGAAUCCAAAAUGACAUUUAAGGUUUGGUUGCAUCAGAGGCCAGAGGUGCAGGCUAUGAAACGGAGCAUCAGAUUAAGACCAGGGCGAUUUUUUACUAUCCCUGAAGAGUUGAGAGAGCCACAAGAGUCUCAGCAUGGAGAUGCAGUGAUGGAGGCUAUUGUCAAGGCCAGAAACGGUUCUGUUUUGGGGAAAGGCUCCAUACUGAAAAUGUAUUUCUUUCCUGGUCAGAGAACUUCCAGUCACAUACAAAUACAUGGUGCACCUCAUGUUUACAAGGUUGAUGAAUACCCUGUGUAUUGUAUGGCAACUCCUACCAUCUCUGGUGCUAAGGAGAUGCUAUCCUAUUUGGAUGCUAAGCCUAAACCUGCCUUCACUGCUCAAAAAGUUAUAUUGACUGAUUUGAGAGAGGAAGCAAUUGCCCUUCAAUCACCAAUCCUUGCAGGACCAGAAGCCGACCCAAAAAAUGUUGCAUCGAUCAUAUUAGGUGGUGGAGCUGGAACUCGUUUAUUCCCCCUUACUCAAAGAAGGGCUAAACCUGCUGUUCCAAUUGGAGGAUGUUAUAGACUGGUGGACAUACCAAUGAGUAAUUGUAUUAACAGUGGAAUUAAUAAAAUUUACGUCCUUACACAAUUUAAUUCUCAGUCUCUCAACCGCCACAUUGCUCGAGCAUAUAAUUUUGGAAAUGGCAUCAACUUUGGGGGUGGUUUUGUUGAGGUAUUGGCAGCAGCUCAAACACCUGGUGAAUCAGGAAAGAAAUGGUUUCAGGGUACUGCCGAUGCUGUAAGACAAUUUCUUUGGUUGUUUGAGGAUGCUGAGCAUAAAAACAUAGAGAACAUUCUGAUAUUGUGUGGUGAUCAACUCUAUCGAAUGGAUUACAUGGAACUAGUGCAGAAGCACAUUAAUUCAUGUGCUGAUAUAUCGGUAUCUUGUCUCCCUGUGGAUGGCAGUCGAGCCUCUGAUUUUGGAUUAGUGAAGGUUGAUGAAAGUGGGCAGAUACGCCAGUUCCUGGAAAAACCCAAGGGCGAAUUGUUAAGAUCUAUGCAUGUAGAUACGAGUGUUUUUGGGCUAUCAGCUCAAGAGGCAAGGAAAUUUCCAUAUAUUGCAUCAAUGGGUAUAUACGUUUUUAAAAUAGACGUUCUGCUAAAACUUCUCAGGGACUGUUAUCCUAAUGCAAAUGAUUUUGGAUCCGAGGUCAUUCCAAUGGCUGCAAAAGAUUUUAACGUCCAGGCAUGUCUUUUCAGUGGUUAUUGGGAAGAUAUUGGGACUAUAAAAUCUUUCUUUGAUGCGAACUUGGCUCUUACGGAUAAGCCGCCAAAGUUUCAGAUGUAUGACCAAUCAAAGCCUUUAUUUACAUGUCCUCGGUUCCUACCACCAACUAAAAUGGAGGAGUGCCAGGUUAUUAAUUCUUUGAUUUCAGAUGGUUGCUUUUUAAGAAAGUGCAUAGUUGAACAUUCCAUUGUGGGAAUUCGCUCCCGACUUGAUUCUGGAGUGCACCUAAAGGAUACCAUGAUGAUGGGUGCUGACUAUUACCAAACAGAGCCUGAAAUAGCAGCUCUUUUAGCAGCGGGAAAUGUUCCAAUAGGCAUUGGGAAAGAUACCAAAAUUGUGAAUUGUAUAAUUGACAAAAACGCAAGAAUUGGAAACAAUGUAAUCAUUGCAAACAAAGAAAAUGUGCAGGAGGCGGACAGACCCUCCGAGGGGUUUUAUAUUCGAUCAGGAAUCACGGUGGUGUUAAAAGACUCUGUAAUAAGCAAUGGUACAAUCAUUUAA
Gastrolobium bilobum is the source of this 2329-nucleotide messenger RNA. Its product is annotated as glucose-1-phosphate adenylyltransferase large subunit 2, chloroplastic-like. Bases 62 to 2329 code for a protein of 755 amino acids. Gene Ontology annotation, molecular function: glucose-1-phosphate adenylyltransferase activity. The transcript is spliced from 18 exons. Gene Ontology annotation, biological process: glycogen biosynthetic process. Lineage: Eukaryota; Viridiplantae; Streptophyta; Magnoliopsida; Fabales; Fabaceae. The record is from RefSeq and is a predicted model, not a curated record.